Messenger RNA from Tinamus guttatus (white-throated tinamou), 1585 nucleotides. It is a transcript of the gene PGM3, whose product is annotated as phosphoglucomutase 3. Lineage: Eukaryota; Metazoa; Chordata; Aves; Tinamiformes; Tinamidae. Gene Ontology annotation, biological process: carbohydrate metabolic process; hemopoiesis; UDP-N-acetylglucosamine biosynthetic process. Gene Ontology annotation, molecular function: magnesium ion binding; phosphoacetylglucosamine mutase activity. The record is from RefSeq and is a predicted model, not a curated record.
CAGCCGCGCUGAGUGCCUCGAUCACGUCAUGUUCCGCAUGGGCGUCCUGGCCGUCCUCAGGUCCAGGGCCACCGCCUCCGCCAUCGGCGUCAUGGUCACCGCGUCCCACAACCCCGAGGAAGAUAAUGGUGUAAAGCUGAUCGAUCCUCAUGGUGAAAUGCUGCAUCCUUUGUGGGAAGAAUAUGCUACACAGCUGGCAAAUGCAGAGGAGCAAGAACUGCAGAAAGUAAUGACUGAAAUCUGCCAAAAAGAAGCCGUGGACCUACACAGAGAUGCUUUGGUUUUUAUUGGAAGAGACACCAGACCGAGCAGCAUGAAGCUUUCCCAGGCAGUGAUGGAUGGUAUCUCCGUUCUAGGAGGGCAGUACCGUGAUUAUGGUCUUGUGACAACACCACAGCUGCAUUACAUGGUCUGCUGCCAUAACACCCAAGAACAGUAUGGGAAAGCAACGGUGGAAGGCUAUUACGAAAAACUAUCCAAAGCUUUUACAGAACUGAUUAAAAAGACUAAUUCUUCCAGCUCUGGAGAUAGUCAGAGGCAUCUGAAGAUUGACUGUGCCAAUGGAAUAGGAGCCCUGAAACUGAUGGAAAUGGAGCGCUACUUUCCACAGGAGGUACUGAUCCACCUGUACAACGAUGGAACCAGUGAGAAACUCAACCACUUAUGUGGUGCAGAUUAUGUAAAAGUUCAUCAGAAGCCCCCAAGAGGGCUAGACAUGAAGCCUAAUGAGAGAUGCUGCUCAUUCGAUGGAGAUGCUGAUAGGAUUGUUUAUUACUAUAAGGACACAAAUGACCGUUUUCAUCUGAUCGAUGGAGAUAAAAUAGCAACUUUAAUUAGUAUCUUCCUUAAAGAGCUUCUUGUCAAGGUGGAAGAGACUCUGAAGGUGGCAGUGGUGCAGACAGCCUACGCUAACGGGAGCUCCACGCGCUACCUCGAGGAGACCAUGAAGGUGCCUGUUCACUGUGUGAAAACAGGUGUGAAACACUUGCAUCACAAGGCGCAGGAGUUUGAUGUCGGUGUGUACUUUGAGGCAAAUGGACAUGGUACAGUGUUGUUUAGUAAAGCUGCUGAAACUAAGAUAAGACAACUGGCAAAAGAGGAAAAAGAUGAUGAAAGGAGAGAAGCAGCAAAGAUGCUUGAAAAUAUGAUAGACCUGAUUAAUCAGACAGUUGGCGACGCUAUCGCGGACAUGCUGGUUAUUGAAGCAAUCCUGGCAUUGAAGGGUCUCACGGUGCAGCAGUGGGAUGACAUCUACACCGACCUCCCCAACCGGCUGCUCAAAGUUCAGGUGGCCGACAGGCAGGUUAUCGGCACGACGGACGCGGAGCGGCGGGUGACGGCGCCCCCGGGGCUGCAGGAGAGCAUCGACGCCCUCGUGAAGAGGCGGCGAGCGGCGCGGGCGUUCGUCCGGCCCUCGGGCACGGAGGAUGCAGUGAGGGUGUACGCUGAAGCCGACACGCAGGAGGCUGCCGAUGCCCUUGCCCACGAGGUGAGCCUGGCUGUUCACCACCUUGCCGGCGGCGUGGGAGCGCCGCCCCAGCCUGCAGCGCAAAGGAAGGAGCUGCCCUUAAACCUCCUCACUUGA